Messenger RNA from Prosopis cineraria, 573 nucleotides. Its product is annotated as disease resistance protein Roq1-like. The record is from RefSeq and is a predicted model, not a curated record. The transcript has 2 exons. Gene Ontology annotation, molecular function: ADP binding. The coding region runs from base 1 to 573 and encodes 190 amino acids. Lineage: Eukaryota; Viridiplantae; Streptophyta; Magnoliopsida; Fabales; Fabaceae. Gene Ontology annotation, biological process: defense response.
AUGAAAUCUCGAGUGGAAGAAGUAGAACAGAUUUUGGAUUUGAGCUCAGACGAUGAAGUUCAAGGUAUAGGCAUUUGUGGUAUGGGCGGAUCAGGGAAGUCAUCCAUUGCUUUAGUUCUAUAUCUUAAGAUCCUUCACUUUUUUGAUUCUUUUUGUUUCCUUCCUAAUGUGAGUAGACGUUUGAAGCAUGGUGACUUAUCUUUGCAAGAACUCAUUCAUAGAAACUUGGAGACAGCAGAUUUUUGUCUUAUGUAUCCUCAAGGCGAAGAGUUCUUGAAAAGAUUAAGAAAACACAAGGUUCUCAUAGUUCUUGAUGGUGUAGAUCAUGUGCAAGAUAUUGAGGAAUUGAACUUGAUUGCAAAAUCUAUUUGUUUUGGCAGAGGGAGUAGAAUCAUAAUAACAACAAGAGAUGUACAAGUCCUUGAAAUGUCUGGAGUUGAGAAAAUUUAUAGACCUAAAUUGUUGUCUAAGAAGGAAGGUUCUAUAAUAUUCCGUUCUAUAGCUUUUCCAAAGGAUUAUCCUGUUAAUGAUUUUCAAGAGAUGAUAGACAAGGAAAGAAUGUUAAUUGUGUGA